Penicillium cosmopolitanum is the source of this 2157-nucleotide messenger RNA. RefSeq names its product putative actin polymerization protein Bzz1. Gene Ontology annotation, biological process: regulation of actin filament polymerization. Lineage: Eukaryota; Fungi; Ascomycota; Eurotiomycetes; Eurotiales; Aspergillaceae. Gene Ontology annotation, molecular function: protein binding. Bases 1 to 2157 code for a protein of 718 amino acids. The transcript has 7 exons. The record is from RefSeq and is a predicted model, not a curated record.
AUGGCGGCAGCAGACGUGGCUCCCCAGUUUGGGACAGAGCUAAAGGAUAACUUUAAACCAGUCAACGCUUGGGUAUCGAAUGGCAUCUCAUGGUUGGAAGAAAUUCAACAAUUCUAUCGCGAGCGCAGCGCUAUCGAAAAAGAAUACUCCGCCAAGUUAAGCGCUCUGAGCAAGAAGUACUACGACCGCAAAUCGAAGAAGAUUAGCCCGCUGAGCGUUGGCGACACGCCUACCUUGACCCCGGGCUCGCUCGAGAGCGCCUCCCUGACGACAUGGACACAUCAAUUGAAUGCGGUUGAAGCCCAUGCAGCCGAACGAGACAAAUUCGCAACCGACUUGGUUGCGCAGGUGGCGGAACCCCUCAAACAUGCGGCAACUCAGUACGAAGAGAUCCGCAAAUGCCAUGUCGACUACCACGGGAAACUUGAGAAGGAGCGGGACGCGUCAUAUGGGGAGCUUAAGAAAGCAAAGGGCAAAUACGAUGGAUCUUGUCAGGAGGUCGAAUCUCGACGUAAGAAAAUGGAAUCAGCUUUUGACCAUGGUAAAGCCAAGGCGCAGACCGCAUAUCAACAACAAAUAUUGGAAAUGAACAAUUACAAGAAUCUGUAUCUAAUUAGCAUCAACGUCACGAAUAAGCUGAAGGAACGGUUCUUCCAUGAAUAUGUUCCUGAAGUAUUGAAUGGGUUGCAAGAUCUCAAUCAAACUCGAGUCAAGCGGUUGAACGCUCUAUGGACUCUUGCUGGUCAAUUGGAAAAGUCAUAUCUUACAAAUAGUGUGAAUCACACUACAAAUCUUCUCAACGAGAUCCCUCGCAACGAUCCACGCCUCGACUCAAUGAUGUUCCUCCAACACAAUGUUACUCAAAGCCAAGAACCCGGCGAUACGACUUUCGAGCCCAGCCCUGUAUGGCAUGACGAUGCGACAAUCAUCAUCGAUGAGGCUGCCAAGGUCUUUCUACGAAAUGUGCUUGGUAAGAGCAAAUCAUCAGUUCGUGAGCUGCGGGUCGAGGCGGAUAAGAAGAAACGUGAAGUGGAGACUGGCCAAAGAGUCCGAGAAAACAUUCAACAGGGUAAAGACAACCGCAAUGAGGUUGAUAUUGUCCGAUCCAUUUUCUAUUUGCAAGAAACCUUGCAUGAGGUGGAGCGUAAAUGGCUGACAGCUGAGGUGGAAACAUCCACUAUCAUAUCCGUGGCCGGCGACUUGUCCAUGGGAGCCAAGAAUCACAACUUUAGGUCCCAAACUUUCAAGAUUCCUACCAACUGUGAUCUCUGCGGAGAGCGCAUAUGGGGCCUCUCCGCGAAGGGAUUUGACUGUCGGGAUUGUGGGUACACUUGUCACAGCAAGUGUCAAAUGAAGGUGCCAGCAGAGUGUCCUGGCGAACAGACCAAGGAGGACAAGAAGAAACUCAAGACUGAGCGCCAAGAACAAGCUGGCGCUGUGCCAACCAUCGACUUGGAAUCAUCUGCGACUUCUGCGGCUGCUCCCCCGAUCAGUAUCGGCCUCCAAUGUCGCGACCCAGCCUACCCCGAGAGUCCUGCGGAAGCACCCCCUGAGCCAGUUGCAGAGACUAAACCUGCCGCUGCGAAGAGGCAUCGAGUGUUGGCUCCACCUCCGUCGGCUUAUACUGCGCCACCUGUCAGCGCCCCCAGUCCUUCCAAGUCAAGCGAUCCAAAGGGCAAGAUGCUCUAUGCCUACCAGGCCACUGGUGAUGACGAAGUAACCGUUCAAGACGGGGACAAUGUGACAAUCGUCGAGCCUGAUGAUGGAUCGGGCUGGCUACGCGUUCGAGCGGGCUCUCAAGAGGGACUAGUCCCAUCUGCCUAUGUCGAAGCCGCCCCAACCCCCUCCCCAGUUCCAUCGGCUAGCCCUGGACUUCCCGAAAGACCCGGAUCGACCUACUCUAAUUCAUCAGCCUCCCUGGCGGGUAGCAUCGCCAAUAAACGCGUCGGGCCCGCGGUUGCGCCCCGCAGAGGUGCCAAGAAGCUACAGUAUGUGGAGGCUUUGUACGACUACGAAGCGCGGAGUGACAUGGAGUGGACCAUGACUGAGGGCGAUCGCUUUGUCCUGGUUACUCGGAAUGGUGGGGAUGGGUGGGCCGAUGUCGAGCGCGGUGGAGUUACGAAGAGCGUUCCAGCGAACUAUAUCCAGGAGGUGUAG